CGGGGUUUGGUAUGUCUCUGUUUGCCUGCGCCCUUACCUCCCUCUCUAUCAUAAAUUAGGAUGGCCCCGAAACCUCGUGGAGGCCGUAAGGCGUCGACAUCGUCCAGAGAUGGUCCUUUGCUUCCGCAUAUCGACAAGGACCUCAAGGCAAUGCCGCCUCCUCCAGAUCCAGUCGGUCCCAAGCGUAUACUAGAGCAAGAGAUGGACGGGCUGAAGAGUUGCUUCAGGAAUGCUAUGGUAAAGACGGGACAAUUAUAUGCUUUUUAUGCUGAUACCCGCAAGCUUGGAAUUCGGAAGUACACGCCUUAUCCGCCGCGUUCUCUAUCCGCGUCGUUAGGCCGGGAAAUCGAGAAUUACGAUCAGCUCUGCGAUGCUAUGGAAUCUCACUUGGAAACAAUUGCUGUCCUUGAACGAGAUCUCCGACGUGAGGAACAGCGUAUAAAGGAAGCCGAGGAGGCAGCUUUAGCCAGUCAAGCCCAUUUAGAGGAGCCGACUUCAUCUAAUCGACUAACUCUUCCGAUACCACCACCUGACGCCAAUUCUACAUUGCCCUCUGCCAUGCCAUCAAGCUCGCAACCGACGUCGGCCAUGAUGCAAGGACGCCGACCAUCAGCCAUAUCUAUCUCAUCGCUACAACGGCCUGCAUUCCCACUUAAACUCGACCUAUCCUCCUCAUCUCUUCGCAUGUCUGCAGAAGAGGCAGCUUUCCUCUCCAAUGGCCUUCAUUCUCCUGUUACCCUCGCACCCAAGUCCGCACGCCCGCAUGACUAUCCCGUCGAGCUGAUGGCUGCAUUCACCUCUGACAUUCCGCCUCCACCUCCCAACCAUGAGUCUGCAAAUAACACCAUCGACUUGACCAUAGAAACUCCAGAACGCAAUGUGAACAUGAACAUGGAUAGUUCCGUUGGCAGUUCGGCAGAUAAGCCAAUUGAACUCGACCUAGGCGAUAUGGAGGUCGACAUGAGCGAUCUAUUUGGUGACAACAGCUCAAAUGAUGCAGUUGACAGCCUUUUUUCACCUGCAGUCGCGAACCCUGAGGUCGCGGCUGAGAGUGUCAAACAGGAAGAACAGCAUUUCUUGAACUCGUUCGCUACAAACGGAGGUGCUACUGAAGAGGAAUUUUUCUCUUCUCUUAGCUCAAAACCGGAGAGUGGGCAAUCAAGCAGCUUGGGGAUACCACAAGUUGAUAGUGCCGGUCCAACCGCGCCCUCACCGGGUGCGUUUCUGGCAAGUCUUACCGGAUCGCAGCUUGAGACUGGUAAUGAAAUGGCGACGUCAAGUGGUAUACCCGAAGGUCAGUUCAGUAUGGAGAACCUGGAUUAUGGCUUUUUCGCUAUGAUCAAGACCCGGGGGGAGUACCUGUACCCGACACAAAGACGGAGUCGUCUACGUAGGCGUUUUUUAUGCCCUGAGGAAUUAUCUCUAAUUGGUCGGCCGAGGUGCUCGCCAAGUCUAACCGAAGUACGCAUAACCGCCCAACAGGGCGAAUAG
Messenger RNA from Desarmillaria tabescens, 1491 nucleotides. RefSeq lists its product as uncharacterized. The record is from RefSeq and is a predicted model, not a curated record. The transcript is spliced from 6 exons. NCBI's taxonomy places the organism in Eukaryota, Fungi, Basidiomycota, Agaricomycetes, Agaricales, Physalacriaceae. Bases 61 to 1491 code for a protein of 476 amino acids.